Fusarium poae is the source of this 3096-nucleotide messenger RNA. RefSeq lists its product as uncharacterized. Lineage: Eukaryota; Fungi; Ascomycota; Sordariomycetes; Hypocreales; Nectriaceae. Gene Ontology annotation, molecular function: zinc ion binding; DNA-binding transcription factor activity, RNA polymerase II-specific. The record is from RefSeq and is a predicted model, not a curated record. The transcript has 6 exons. Bases 1 to 3096 code for a protein of 1031 amino acids. Gene Ontology annotation, biological process: regulation of DNA-templated transcription.
AUGCUGUGCAACCCGACAAGGCAGCCCGGCGCUCCCCAUCUUCCUCCAAGCCCGUAUCGAUAUUACCCUCCACGACCUGUUAAGCAUUCCUCAGCUCCGCCGAUACCUUCUAACGCCACGUCUUUGCAAACGUAUCACGACCCUGAUUCUCACCAUCAUGCACCAAAGCCUUAUCAUCCUUACAUACAGCAACAGCAACAGCCGCCUCCCGCUCCGUCGCUGGCGCAUCCAGCGCAUCACCCAGAAACGUCGUAUGGCUCAAGAGACACUCCCAUAGAACGGGGCCGUACUGAGGAUGGACACCAACCUAACUCGACGGACCAUGAGCCCGAAGGGAUGUCGUCAACACCGCAGCUCCCGCCGACUUCGCUCCCACCACCACCACCUCCUGGCGCAUAUCCGGAUAAUCCACCGCGACACAUGAAUUACGAGAGUGCGCCUUCCAUGCCCCCAGCCCCGGGUGUCUAUCAUGCGCCUAGCUUUCCACCGCCGACUCCUGUGCCUCAUCAGACAUACUACGAGCUACAUGGAGGCUACACCUCAGGGCACGAGCCGUUCUACAGUGUCUAUUCGUCGUCCGUCCCUUCCAAGAAGAAGUAUAUACGAGCUUCUCAGGCGUGUGACCAUUGCCGACAGCUAAAGGCUAAGUGCGACGAGAAGAAACCAUGCAAAACGUGCAACGAAAAAGGCGUGGAAUGCAUAUACCGCGAACCAGUUCCCAAGGCUACGGACAAGGCCCAAGCCGAUAUUCUAGCCAGUCUCAGUACGGUUCAGACUUCACUUAAUUCGAUUAUGUCGCAUCUGGGGCCGUUCGACCAAAGGCUGAUCAAGAUGGAGUCACUAUUGCUGGAGCACAUUGCGACAUCAGCGCUGGAGGCAGAAACAUCGGUGGGUGACGAGUACAAACGUGCGCCAGCAUCGCCUUACGUCACCAACGGUGCCGACCCUUACUAUAACGAUGGCUACCGUAAUCAUCCAUCAUCAGAGCCUAUGCCCCUACAUAUGAUGGCCGAGGAUGAGAUGGAGGUUGAGCCUGGCCCGCCUGUACCCCCUGGAGAGCCUGCCAUUCCUAUCAACCAUACGACUUUGGCAGGGUUGGUUUUGGACUGGCCUGGGGCUCGUGACCUUACCAGACAUCGCAUUGAGCGUGAAGGCAUUCAGUACAUCAGCGAAUAUCCUAUCAGCCAGGAACAUAACAGGGGCGCCUUGAUCGUGUAUGGACGGGGUGAAGAUUCUCACUCAUGGCGACACAUUCGAGAACCGACCGAUCAUGGCAACGUGGAUAUGGCCGACAAUUCAUCGGACAUGUCAUCUCCUUCGCCAGCAGCUGAUUGGGGCCAGCUUGGAGAACUUAGCCCUCCGGAUCAAGUGGAAUACAAAGGUGGUGUUUUGGCACUUGAUGGGAAUCCCGAUUUCUCUAAGUCGAAAGUAUGGGCGUAUGUGAAAAGUUUCAAGGAAAACAUUCUCAACAUGCACCCUAUUAUCCAACCCAAGCUCUUAGACUAUUGGGUCUCGCACUUUCUGGAUAGUCUGCCAGUAUCACAGCCAAGCUCGACAAAGCAACUAACCUCCAAGCCCAUCUUUGCCGCUGGAGGAGGCUUGCAGGUGCCAGAAACUGCAGGCUCAAAGAGAAAACGAUCGUCAGGCAAGGAUGGUUCCAAGCCACUACGCACUGGUCGACCAGAUCGGUCCAUCCACAGUGCUUUAGUUCUCAUAGUUCUGGCUUUGGGUAAGGUCUGCCUGCACCGAGGUAACGUGCCCGACGUCGUCCAUCCCACAGAGCCUCUUCUCCAUGGUAGCCUGGCUGUUGGCAGUGGGGCCAUCCCACAAUCGCCCAGCCAGGGUUUUCCUCCAGGAUAUUCAUCCUACCCGCACUCAUCACGUCUACCCUCACCCAAUGAGCAGGACAGGAACAUUCACAGCCGCCGGUCCUCGAUUCACGACGUGGGUGGUUUCCGCUAUGGCUACAGCUUUAAGCAGAACCAUGAGGCGAUACCUGGCUUAGAAUAUUUCGCAUACGCUACAGAUAUUCUUGGGAACCACCUCGGCGCAUACAACAGCAUGAAGCAUGUGUAUGCCAAUAUUUUCGCUGGAUUGUAUCAUGGUCAGCUGGGCAGACCGAUGGAGGGUUUUUCUUAUAUCCACAAGGCCAGUCACAAUUUGCAGGUCAUCAUGAUACCGAGCUUGGACAAGAUGAGGAGAAUCAAGCGCAAUAGCGAGUUAAUUCAGGAUCCCAAAUACAAUCAGCUUGCUCUGACAUUCUGGACUUGCCUGCAGCUUGAGAGCGAUCUCAUCGCGGAGCUGCCACUCCCACCGUCAGGACUGCUCUCCAUUCAUCGAAUUUUCUACGCCCCUGAAGAUCCGGCCAAGGCAGGCAAUGACAAGUUCAGGGACGUCGGCAUCGUUUCUGACGCUGUCUCGGGCAUGGGCUGGGUUGCCCCCAGCUUUGCAUUCAAGGAGGAUGACCCACCGGCCCAUGAUAUCUUGGCCGCAAGAUUGCGUGCAAAGUACUGGGGUGCAGAGGUGACUACUUACCGCCCGUUCAUCCACCAAAUUCUGCAAUUCUCGCACUCGAUCAAGAACUACGCCUCGAGCCCCAAAUUUCCGUCCGGCAGCUCCGAGUUCCGACAGGAUGUCACGGCACCCGUCAUUCACCCCAAAGCCAGAACGCACGGCGAUAUCGACCCUCGGGUCGUAGAGUUGGCCAAAAAGGGCAUCAAGGCGCUUAUUGAAAGUACCCGUGCCUUCCAUGGUCUCGGAGACAAGAGGCCGAUAAUCACCAACAUCUUCGGCACAGCUCAUGCACAAUGGGGCAACCUGUUGGUUCUCUCAGCUGCGUUCCGUGAUCCUGUGCUUCACACUUUUGUGGAUGAGGAACUGUUGCGAACACUUUUCCACAAGACAAUCCAGUUCCUCCGACAGUCGGCAACAGCAACGAGCGCACUUCGAACUGAUAUGCACAUUCUUGAGGGCCUGCAAAGAGAUCUCUUCAGUUAUAAUCCCAGGACCAACUCAAGCUUCUCAAGGGAUACAGGCGCAUUUGGCUGCCAUAACUCGGAAGCUGCUCACAUGGCAACGCCGCCUCAGAUGCUUUAA